AUGCACUCCUUUCUGCUGGCGAUGUCCCUCGCCGGACUGGCCAGGGCAACGGAUAUUGAACACAUCGGAAAACGAGGUGGUGGUUACUCUGUUUACUACGAAGCCGUCAACGAUGAUCUGGCACGCUAUACAAUUCUCGCCCUUGGCUGUGCUGCUGCCUUGUAUUACAUCUGGCAGCUCGUCUUCCGCUUCUCUCGCCAUCUUCGACGCCUGGCAAGUUUCAGCGAUGACCGCCAACGGUACUUCGUCUCUACGCACAAUACUUUUGCCUGGAUCAAGGAACAUAUCAUCUACGCCGCGUUGUUCCGCAGCCGACACAAUCAAGAACUCCAGCUCUCAUCGGCUAUUAACAUGGGUACUUUGCCUAGCCGCUUUCAUGCUUUCCUUAUCACGGGUGUUGUCGCCAUGAAUGUCACGCUCUGCUGUGUGACAUCUCCUUAUGGGUCCGAGCCAGACUCAAUUGCUGGUGUUAUUCGUAACCGCACCGGAACUAUGGCAACCGUCAACUUGAUCCCAUUGGUCUUGAUGGCAGGCCGAAGCAACCCUCUAAUUGCUAUGCUCCAUGUGCCUUUUGAUACUUGGAAUCUGCUCCACCGAUGGCUUGGCCGCAUCGUGGUGCUGGAGAGUCUUGCACACAUCUUUGCCUGGGCUAUCCCCAAAGCCCAAGAAAAAGGCUGGAAGGUUGUCGGAAUGGCUCUGAGUGGAAGCAGCUUCCUGCUGACCGGCUUGAUUGCCGGCUGUGCAUUCAUUGCGCUCUUGCUGCACUCACCCUCGCCUAUCCGCCAUGCAUUCUACGAGACAUUCCUCCACCUGCACAUUGCCAUUGCAGCCGUUUCCAUGGGUUUCCUCUGGGUUCAUCUCAACGGUCUGGUAGCGCAAACCUAUCUGCUUGCCUCCAUCAUCCUCUGGGCCCUCGAGCGAGGCACCCGCUUCCUCAUCAUUGUAUACCGCAACUGCGGCCGUGAAUCCACAACCGCAACCAUCGAGGCCAUGCCCGGUGACGCAAUGCGCAUUACCCUGCGCAUGGCCCGUCCCUGGACCUUCCGUCCAGGCCAGCACAUCUACCUCUACAUCCCAGCAGUGGGCUUGUGGACCUCGCACCCGUUCUCCGUUGGCUGGAGCGAAACCCAAGACACCAAUUCCGACGAGAAGUCCCUCCCACUCACAAGCAAAGACCUCCUCAGCGCGCCUAAAAAAGAGACAAUCUCUCUACUCGUUCGUCGCCGCACAGGAAUGACCGACAAGCUCUACCAGCGCGCCUCGAACUCCAUGAGCUCACAAAUUACCCUCCGCGCCUUCGCCGAGGGCCCAUACGGUAACAUCCACACCAUGGACUCAUACGGCACCGUGAUGCUCUUCGCCGGCGGAGUCGGUAUCACCCACCACGUCCCCUUCGUCCGCCACCUGGUCGCCGGGUUCGCGGACGGAACCGUCGCCGCCCGCCGCGUCACACUCGUCUGGAUCAUCCAGUCCCCCGAACACCUGGAGUGGAUCCGGCCCUGGAUGACAAGUAUCUUGGCGAUGGAUCGCCGCCGUGAAGUCCUACGCAUCAUGCUAUUUGUUACGCGGCCGCGCAACACAAAGGAGAUCCAAAGCCCCUCUGCAACUGUGCAGAUGUUCCCUGGUCGUCCUAAUAUUGAUACAUUGGUCAGUAUGGAGGUCGAGAAUCAGAUUGGUGCUAUGGGAGUUCUUGUCUGCGGCAAUGGCGGUUUGAGCGAUGACGUUCGUCGUGUUUGUCGGAAGAAACAGGCUCAUUCUAGUGUUGAUUAUGUGGAAGAGAGUUUCUCUUGGUAG
This is a messenger RNA of Penicillium concentricum, 1794 nucleotides long. Its product is annotated as ferric reductase family protein. Gene Ontology annotation, molecular function: ferric-chelate reductase activity. Gene Ontology annotation, cellular component: plasma membrane. The coding region runs from base 1 to 1794 and encodes 597 amino acids. NCBI's taxonomy places the organism in Eukaryota, Fungi, Ascomycota, Eurotiomycetes, Eurotiales, Aspergillaceae. The record is from RefSeq and is a predicted model, not a curated record. The transcript has a single exon. Gene Ontology annotation, biological process: intracellular iron ion homeostasis; copper ion import; iron ion transport.